AUGCACAGGGCAUUUCCGGAGGACUCUCCAGACUUGGAUGGAUCUUUGGCCUCUUUGAAGCUGGAAGACGACCAAGAAAAGGAUGAUCCAGUCCUCAAUAAGACGUACACCAAGAAGAAUGGCGAGAGAAUGAGCGAGGCUUAUGAAUAUUUGGAGUUGCUCAAUUAUCCGUUCGAGCAUUGGUUGUAAGUUGUCGUUUUGGAGACUAAAAUGCUUUCAGCUUGGACCAUGAGCACUCGGAGUCUGAGAUCAAGAAGAAUUCGGCCAAGUUUGAUUCCAGCAUUCUGAUUCACAGGGAUAAACAGUGAGUUGUUUGAUUUUGGUCUGAAUUUAGGUAGAAAAGAUGGUGUCAACACUGGUAGUGGAGGGCUUAGCUUUGUUUGCCGGUGUGGUAUUAACAAUUUUUUAAAGAAAAUUUCAAGUUAUUCUGACGUUUUGUAUUAGAUAUAUUAUAAUCUCAGGCCGGAGCAACGAGAUCUCAACAAUUCCUUUUCUACCGAUGACUCCACCAUUUCUGAUGAUGUGUUUAUGCCCGAGAUCUACCGCAAGAAGAAGCUCUCGGCUUAUGAUGAACCCCCCACUCGCCGAUCUUCUGCUGAUGCCGCUGAGGAAGUUCUCAGGCGUCUAAAGUCAUAUCAGACUAGUAGAACUCCUUAUGAAUCACACUACAAUCAUGGUCAUGAGAUCGAGGACGAAGUUUUUUAUCGAGAAGAUGAGUUGGAUCGGCUUUUGAGAUCCGAAUUGGGAUAUAUGAGAAGAAAUGAGCCUAUAAGGGAUGUCAGGUAAGGAAAUAUUUUUAAAAAGUUGAUUUUUGUUUGUAUUUAAUGUGCUCGAUCUUACUCUUACUUUCCAGACAUCAUGCUCACUCUCAUCGUCACCAAAAACGAAGAGGUCAUCGUCAUCGAAAGGACGAAAUCGAAGAAAUUCGAAAAGGAAUCCGAGAUUGCCGAGUUGAAUAUAAAAAGUCCAAGAAUCUGGCCGUUGAGACCCUGAAGAAGGCGAUUGAUGAACGACAGAAGUCUCGGGCAUCUUCAGUCGCCUCAUUUCACUCUCGACCGGCCUCAGGACUCCUUUUGAGACCAAACAAACACCGAAAAAGCGUCGAUCUCAUCCCUCUCAUGAAGCUCUGA
This is a messenger RNA of Bursaphelenchus xylophilus (pine wood nematode), 1130 nucleotides long. Lineage: Eukaryota; Metazoa; Nematoda; Chromadorea; Rhabditida; Aphelenchoididae. The record is from the annotation of a GenBank genome assembly.